This is a messenger RNA of Xenopus laevis (African clawed frog), 3949 nucleotides long. RefSeq names its product rhotekin-like (gene rtkn.L). The transcript has 10 exons. The record is from RefSeq and is a predicted model, not a curated record. NCBI's taxonomy places the organism in Eukaryota, Metazoa, Chordata, Amphibia, Anura, Pipidae. Bases 1484 to 3382 code for a protein of 632 amino acids.
CUGUUUGGGCCUCUGUGUAUCUAAAAUGCCAGGGCCUAUUUUAAUUCUCAGUCCGGACCUGAUAGUCAGUAAGGGCCACACAGUACAGUCAGUAAGAGGCCACACAGUAAGUCAGUAAGGGGCCACACAGUACAGUCAGUAAGGGGCCACACAGUAUAGUUAGUAAGGGCCACACAGUACAGUCAGUAAGGGGCCACACAGUAUAGUCAGUAAGGGGCCACACAGUAUAGUUAGUAAGGGCCACACAGUACAGUCAGUAAGGGGCCACACAGUAUAGUCAGUAAGGGGCCACACAGUAUAGUCAGUAAGGGCCACACAGUAUAGUCAGUAAGGGGCCACACAGUAUAGUCAGUAAGGGGCCACACAGUAUAGUCAGUAAGGGGCCACACAGUAGAGUUAGUAAAGGCCACACAGUACAGUCAGUAAGGGGCCACACAGUAGAGUUAGUAAAGGCCACACAGUACAGUCAGUAAGGGGCCACACAGUAUAGUUAGUAAGGGCCACACAGUACAGUCAGUAAGGGGCCACACAGUAUAGUCAGUAAGGGGCCACACAGUAUAGUCAGUAAGGGGCCACACAGUAUAGUCAGUAAGGGGCCACACAGUAUAGUCAGUAAGGGGCCACACAGUAGAGUUAGUAAAGGCCACACAGUACAGUCAGUAAGGGGCCACACAGUAGAGUUAGUAAAGGCCACACAGUACAGUCAGUAAGGGGCCACACAGUAUAGUCAGUAAGGGGCCAGUAAGACUAGUGGGAAGGGUGAAGGUUCCAGCAGGGAGGAGGUUAAUGGCCCUAUGUGCCCCCCUUCUCUGUGGGACAGGCUGGGGGAGGGGCUGUAAUGAAUAGACUCAUUGAGGAGGAGGAGGAGGAGGAGGAAGCACAGGGAAUGGGAGGAAGGAAAAGCUGAAACUGGGAGGAAGAGACGGGAACAGCCAGAGACGUGGACAGACUGACAGCCCAACGGGACUGAGUGUUAGCUACUGGGGCAAGUACUGGGGCACAGGGUAGAUUCAGAUUAUAUAGCACCCCCUUAUUGAACUUUCCCAAACUCCCUGCUCUCUUUCUCUAUAUAUAUAUAUAUAUCACCCCCUGAUUGUACUGUAACUCCCCGCUCCUUUUGUACAACUCCCUGCUCUCCCUGUAUAGCACUUUGUUUAACCCCAUGUUGUCCCUAGUACAGGAAUAUGCUGCUGUGUAUAGACUGGCAGUGCCCAUAGAGUGUGUAUGAAGGUGCAGGGAGUUGGCAGUACAGUCGGUGUAUGUGGAAGAAUCUAGGGGUGUUGGGAGGGGACAAGCUCCAGUUAUGGAGGGAUGAAACAUUUAUAAGCUGACAGUUGGCCAAGCUGUAGGUUGAGGGCUGGACACAGGGAGGCUGGGAUGUGGCAGUUGAGGGGUAGAGACAAGGCAGUGAGACAGAUAUUGGGGUACGCUGACUGCUAGGGGCGACUCUUGGCGUCUGGUGCCCCUCGAUUGCUGGGAAGACAUGGAGGACAAACUGUGGAUCUUAGAGGAUCUGAACAUGAUGUAUAUCCGACAGAUCGCCCUCAGUCUGCAGGACACAGACAUACAGAGGAGAAUAGACCAUGAGGUUCGUAUGAGGGAGGGGGCAGUGAAGCUGCUGGAGGUCUCGACUCAGAGGGAACAGGCUCUAGAGGCAGCAAAGAGUCUCCUGGUCUGUAACAGCCGAAUAAUGACUUAUAUGUCUGACCUCCAGCACCGCAAGGAGGAGCAGGUUCUGCAGCACAAUGCCCGCAGGUAUGUACCCCCUACUGUAAAUGAUAAGGAUAUUAGAAGUAUCCAAUGUCUUGUUCUGACACUAACCAAAGUGCUUUCUCUCUACAUCCCAAUAACUUGCCCUGGUACUAACCCAAUAGCUUUCUCUGUAGAUCCAAUGUCUUGUACUGGCACUAACUCAAGCACUUUGUCUCUAGAUACAAUGUCUAGUCCUGGCACUAACCUUAGAGCAUUCCCAACAUGUAGUAGUGGCAUUAACUCAAGAGUAUUCUCUCUAGAGUUGCAUCGCUGUGCCGUGUUCUGUGCGCUCCAGCUUCGUGGGGAGGUCUGUGACACAGAACUGGUCUUUGUGGAUCGAACUUCCACAGACAUCUGCUUUGAGAACCCCAUUGUAUUCUCUGAUGUGGAUCCUGGGUUUGACCUUCACCUUCAGUUAUACAGCUGCUCUGUGGAUGAGGAUUUCUCUCUCUCAGGGACCCCCAGAAGGUUGUCCACUAAACUGAAUAGUUCCCUUGGACGGUCAUCUGGGCGCAGGGUCCGAGCUGCUUUGGAUGGGACUCAAGGGAGCCCCUUUAGCAAUGGAGGAGGGGGACCAGUCUUACUUCCAACACCUAGUGUGCAAGGUCCCAAAUUUCAGCUCUUGGCUCACACUCGCCUGACGCUUGCCGACGUACAAGAUGGGUUCCGCACCCAUGAUCUGACCAUUAGUGGGACAGACGAGAGCUCUGGUUGGCUGCCUUUAUACGGGAGCGUUUGUUGUCGUCUCACUGCCCAGCCCGACUGCAUGAACCAGGAGAUGAUGUCUGGCUUCCUACAGAUACAGGCCCGGGAGCAGCACAGUUGGGAGCGGGUGUUUUGUGCUCUGCGUGGGUGCCGUCUGCUCUGUUUCCGUCAGCGUAAUAAAGUGGAUUCAGCAGCAGAACCAGAACUCACAAUAUCUGUUAAUAAGGAGACAAGGAUCCGGGCUUCAGACCGUGAUGGGCCAAGCCAGGUUCAUAGUCUGUCCAUCACUAACCGCUAUGGCUGCGAGGAGGUGACCCACACACUCAGGGCUGACAGCCGGGAGGACCUGCGGCUAUGGAUGGAGGCUUUUUGGCAGCACUUCUUUGACAUGAGUCAGUGGAAACAGUGCUGUGACGACCUGAUGAAGAUUGAAACUCCCAUCCCCAAGCGCACCCCACUUGCACUCACAAAGCAGCGCUCUCUCUACCAUGAGAUGGCUAUUGAAGGCCUUGGUCCAAUCCCUGAUCUUCUGUCCCAAAGAAUGAAAGAGUUUGAGCUGCAGAGGGGCCUGGACCCCCCACCCUGGACGUCCCUGUUCCCCAGCCCAAGUUGUGCCCUUCCCUCCAGCUCCUCAUCCUCAGAUUGUGACAGCCCCCCAAGCAGACCCCCCAGGACUCGCCCCCGGACACACUCUCUGGAUGCCAAACUGACUUCUCUGAAGGGCCGGCCAUUGAGGAGCUGUGAGGAGCAGAAGACCCCAGUCAGGAGUUCAGAGGCCCCCACAGCAGUCAGUCCAGGGCCACGGGGCUCUAACAGCAGUGGCAGCAGCACCCCAGAAUCUGAGUGGGGGGCCCAGAGCCGCAAGAGUGCCAGGAAUCUAAAAAGCAGGCUGGACCCUCGCAACUGGCUACAGAGUCAAGUGUAACUGUUCCUCUGGGGCGGAGACUCAUUCAGACUCCUCCCAUUAGCCUGUCUGACUUGCCAUGGAUUAAUGUUACAUAACCCAACUUGCUGUGCGGGGCCACAAGCUUCUACUAAUACGUUUAAUAUGUCUUUAUAUGAGCACAAACCCCUCCCACUGCAGGGUGACAAAGAUCAAAGUGGGAAGUCCCAAGUUUGGACCCUCCCAUUGCAGGGUGUGGGGAACAAGUUAAUUGGCUGACUGUUGAACUGCAAAUAUGGGACUAAGAGCCAGCCCCUCCCACUGGAGGGUGACACAAAGGGGAACUAUAGAACAUGGGGUCUGCCCCUCCCACUGCAGGGUGACAGACAAAACUAGAGGCACCCCCCCCGUAACAGAAAUGAGAGGCCCAUGCCCCUCCUUCUUUAUGUUGUUUCCCUCCCACUAAUUACCAUUUCUGCCCAUGUGACCUGAUAUUAAUCCUCUCCUUGUCCUUUGCCAAAGCCAAGUUGGGACAAAGCAAUGAAUGAGCCUGUACCAAAAAUCUACUAAUGACUCUAAUUGCAAUAAAAUAUCUCUGUGUCUAUCUCA